Molecule: messenger RNA, 135 nt
Organism: Anisakis simplex (herring worm)
Lineage: Eukaryota; Metazoa; Nematoda; Chromadorea; Rhabditida; Anisakidae
Source: the annotation of a GenBank genome assembly
AUGUUCGCGAUGAAACUGCGCUACGAACCGUUGUUUCCCCUUCAAAUUGUUUUCACAACAUCUUCAAUGGACACAUUCUAUGAGAUUUGGACGUUGCGAUCUACUCUGGCCAUUGAAUUAGCUCAUCUCGAGAAG